This is a messenger RNA of Strongylocentrotus purpuratus (purple sea urchin), 2319 nucleotides long. RefSeq names its product phosphoserine phosphatase-like. The record is from RefSeq and is a predicted model, not a curated record. Gene Ontology annotation, molecular function: L-phosphoserine phosphatase activity; magnesium ion binding. The transcript has 7 exons. NCBI's taxonomy places the organism in Eukaryota, Metazoa, Echinodermata, Echinoidea, Camarodonta, Strongylocentrotidae. Bases 170 to 847 code for a protein of 225 amino acids. Gene Ontology annotation, biological process: L-serine biosynthetic process; dephosphorylation. Gene Ontology annotation, cellular component: cytoplasm.
UACCGAGGCCUUGCAAUAGCGCAGCAUGAUGUGCAUAUUAAUGCUCUGCAUGAUGUGCAUAUUAAUGCUCUGAUCGUGAUCAUCAUCAUUCAGAGACAACUUGGCUUGGGCUACUUUCUAACUGUAACUUGUAACUUGUAAAUUGCCACCACCAGCUUGAUAAAUCAUCAUGUCAAAUCUUGAGGAGACAAUGAAAAUCUUUCAAAAAGCAGAUGCUGUUUGCUUCGAUGUUGAUAGCACUCUCAUACAGGAUGAAUCAAUAGAUGAUCUUGCCAAGUUCUGUGGGGUUGGUGAUGAAGUCCAAGAACUAACCAGACAGGCUAUGGGAGGUCAGAAGAGCUACAAAGAAUCCUUGGAAGCCCGACUUGACCUGAUCAAACCUAGUAAAUCAACCAUGGAGAGGUUUAUCACGCAAACUCCAAUCAAAUUCACUAAAGGAAUAACGAGUCUAGUGAGCAAAAUGCAGGAGCGAGGGACAGCCAUCUAUCUGGUGACGGGUGGGUUCACCUGUAUAGUUAGAAGCUUUGCAAAGGAGCUCAACAUUCCAGUAGAGAAUAUCUAUGCCAAUAAACUCCUCUUUGAUUAUGAUGGGGAUUAUGGGGGCUUUGAUGAGUCUGAACCUACAUGCAGUACAGGAGGUAAACCUAAAGUCAUGGCCAUCUUAAAGGAGAAGUUUGGCUAUCAACGGCUUGUCAUGAUAGGAGAUGGAGCAACCGACAUGGAAGCUUGCCCUCCAGCUGAUGCCUUUAUUGGAUUUGGAGGGAAUCAGAUCCGCUCCAAGGUACAGGAAGGAGCGCAGUGGUUUGUGACUGACUUCCAGGAACUCAUCACCGUAUUGGACGCAUGACAUUAGUAAACAUUAUUAGCAUGUUCAGUUCAGACCAGAGGAAAUUGAUACGAAACUCGUUUAAAUAAACGUUGUAUAAAGAAUAUAUUUUUUUGAAAGUAUGCUCAAUCGUGAAUAUUGCUAGAAGUUUCUUCAUAUGACGUUUCUUUUUACGACAUUCAGACUACACAAAAAUAAUGUUUUCAUUGUAUGAACUCUGGCAAUCUGAACUAGAAGGGAGGAGGGGGGGGGGGGGUGAUAGAAACACCUUGUACAAAUAUGCAUGAACUGCUGCAAAAUUAAAACCUACCAACCGUUUUGUAAGAUACCGUACACAUGGGUCUGUUACCACUCACAAUUUGAGACUAGAAACUUUUUUGAAAUUUCAUCGUCCCGACAUAUUGAGGUAAAAUAAGUAAACUACAACACACUGAAUGUUUGCUGUUUGCAAAAGUUUCUUGUCGCGUAAAUAAUUCACUUUUAGGUUGUGAAACUUUUUGGUUUUGUAUUACUCUAACAAUUAAACUCGCUCUCACAUUCAGGCUUCAGUCAUGAAAAGUGACUAAGAAACAAAGACUAAAAUGACUAAUACAAAUUCAUUUGUACUUUAUUUUUUUGUUGAAAAAUUACACUUUUCAUAUACAAGUAUGUGUAAUUAUGCCAUACAACUUAUAAAUUCAUGUAAUUCUCUGUCAGUUUGCAAAAAAAGUAUAAUACACACCAUGUAAUAUCAAUUAAAAAUAGGCAGUUUUAGUACCGGUAGAUAUGGUAGAAACUACUUCAUAGUUUUAUAUGGUCAACUUGUGCAUAGUUGAAAAAGUUUUUUUUUGGAAGAAUUUUACUGAAAAAGUUGGGGACACUUUCAAUUUAUACAGAAUCCAAUAUGUAUACAUAAAUAAAAUAAAAAGCUUUUAAAAAAAGGAUUCUGAGAGAAAAUGUGUAAUUGCUCAGAAAUAAGUGCAUACAAAGACAUUCCAUGACAAUAUCGGGUUAAUAUCCAGGCAAUGUACGUUGUCUACUCGUUUUAACAAUUAAAGACAAUUCCACAAUGUCUUGAGCAGAGCCUGAUUUUGUCAGUUUCUGGUUGUGUCAUUAAAAAAAAAAGGCCAUUUGACUGCAGUCUCUGACUCUAUGUAUAGUCUCAUAGCUCAGACCCUCUGUUAAGAAUUUUUAAGGUUUUUUUUAAAACCGUUUUUUAGAAGAAAAAAAAUAUUAAAGCAUUCAAAACUGAGAAAUAUCAUCCCAAAGAGAGAGAGAGAAAGAAAAAAAAAAGAUUUCCAACCAACCGACCCAUGUUUUGUCACCUAAAGGGCAAUACAACAUCUUUUUUUUUAGUCUGAUGAAUGACAAGGGUUUCAUCAUCGUCACUUAGCAACCGUUUAUCUCACACUGUGGGGUUGGACCUUUUCAUUUCCCUUUCAGGGUUUGCAAGGUCUACCAUGGGGCUUGAGCCUGCAACCUGGGACCCGUUUCACAAAGCCUUUUUUCAAUGA